CGAACUCGGAUAUGUUAAAUGUUGAAAUACAUAAUUUUUGAACACGAAGGAAAGAAUUUGUUCUAAGAACAGGGAAGUUUUCACAAUCAAACCGCGUUUUAAUCAUGGAAUCAGCGGCAGAAAGUGGCGAUACUCAAUCGUCUACUGCUGUCGUUGAUGCUCGUGAUUUUGUGCAAUUUUUAGUGAAAGUUGUGCCGGCAAUUUUGGAAGGUGAUACCGAUCAAAGCCAUGAGCUUAUAAACGCUUGCAAUAAUGACGAAUACUUUGAGUGUAUAAAGAAAUUUCUUUCUGAUCCUCAAACGCGAGCGUUGAUCGUAAGCAAGAGUGUUUUAAAAGACGAAGAAGAAGACAGCUCAAGCUCAGAUAGCGCUGCAGAAUCGGAAAGAGAUGGACGCGUUUCUUAUUCAAUACAUCUAAAUGUUCAAUAUACAGCACCCAAGCUGAACAGCGUUGGUUUUAUCAAACGAUUUGCUGUUGUUGAAGCUGAUAAAAAGAUUGCCUCUCAGCUGAGGCUUUUGAAUUUAAGCGAUGAUUCCCCAUUUGAGACACUUCAUGCCCUUGUCAGCAAUGCAGUUGCUCCUUAUUUCAAAUCAUUUGUUAAAACAUCUGGAAAAGCAGACAGGGAUGGUGAUAAAAUGGUGCCAUCUGUUGCAAAGAAGAUUUCAGAAUUGGAAAUGGCACUUCUACAUUUGCAGCAAAAUAUUGACAUACCUGAGAUAACAUUAAUCAUUCAUCCAACUGUCUUGAACAUGAUCAAGAAAUGCGAGGAAGAAGGAAGAAAAGCAAAAGUUCAAGACUUUGGAGAACUUUGUGAAGAUUCCACCUUUCUUAAUCAAUUACAGAAUGGUGUCAACAGAUGGAUCAGAGAAAUUCAAAAAGUAACCAAGCUAAAUCGUGAUCCAGCAUCCGGAAAUGCCUUGCAGGAGAUUAGCUUUUGGUUGAAUUUGGAAAGAGCACUCCUACGUAUUCAAGAAAAACGUGAGAGCUUUGAAGUUGCUUUGACUUUGGAUAUCUUAAAGUGUGGAAAAAGAUUUCAUGCAACUGUUAGUUUUGAUUCUGACACUGGCUUAAAGCAAGCAAUAACAACUGUGAAUGACUACAGCCCUUUGAUGAAAGAUUUUCCUCUUGAUGAUCUUUUGUCGGCUACUGAAUUAGAUAAAAUCAGAUCUUCUCUGACACAGAUCUUUGCUCAUCUCAGGAAAAUUAGAAACACAAAGUAUCCCAUUCAAAGGUGCUUGCGAUUGGUUGAAGCAAUCUCACGUGACUUAAGUGCUCAACUUCUGAAGGUGUUAGGUCCAUUGAGACUUAUGCAUAUCCCUUAUGAAGAUUUUGAUAAGAUGAUGGUUGCAUGUUUCAAAGUGUUUACAACCUGGGAUGAAGAAUAUGAAAAACUGCAGACAAUGCUUCGUGAUAUUUCAAAGAAGAAACGUGAUGAACAUGGAAAAGCUGGUCGUGUUAAUCCAUCUCAUAAAAAGUCACAAGGAAGACUUGAAAACGUCAGAAAAUUUCGUCGCCAACAUGAACAAUUACGUCAGGUGAUCGUGCGAGUCCUUCAACCUGCAACAAAAGAACAAAUACAUCCACGAAAUUCUGCUGAUGAAAUAACAGAUAUUCAAAUUGCUGCGUCCUUAGAUCCAGCUGAUGCAAAUGCCAUAGAAGAAGUGAAUUUGGCUUAUGAGAAUACAAAAGAUGUCGAUGCUCUGGAUAUUUCAAAGGAGGGUAACGAAGCUUGGGAAGCUGCUAUGAAGAGGUAUGAAUGGUUGUUGAAGAGGGAAGAAGCUAGAAUGAUAGAUAAGGAUGGAGAAAACAGAAGGUUGAGGAAGAGGUGUAGUAAGGUGAAGUGGAGGUGUGUCAGGAAGAGCUUGAUUAGAAGAAUUAGUGAGGACUACGUGAAUACAGCAGAAUCAAGAGAAGAUAUUGAAACAUUGCAUAAUAAAUUUAAAAUUCAGUAUCCCCAGAGUAAGAACUCGAAAAUGAGUAAAGUUCGCGAUUUUCCUGCUGUUUCAGGAUCCAUAAUAUGGGCAAGACAGAUCGAGCGUCAACUGAAUGCUUAUCUUCGUCGGGUUGAAGACGUGUUAGGAAAAGGAUGGGAAAGUCAUGUUGAAGGACAACGACUGAAGGAAGACGGUGAUAAUUUCAAACAGAAAUUAGAUACUCAAGAGCUUUUUGAAGAUUGGUCAAGAAAAGUUACCGCUCGAAAUUUGGGUGUCGGUGGUCGAAUAUUUGCUAUAGAAAGCAUAAGAACAAGGACUGGGACUAUGCUUAAGUUGAAAGUUAAUUUUUUGCCCGAAAUCAUCACUUUGGCGAAGGAGGUUCGUAACUUAAAAUGGCUUGGAUUUCGAGUGCCACUUGCUAUUGUGAACAAAGCACAUCAAGCCAAUCAGCUGUAUCCAUUUGCCAUUUCUCUUAUUGAGAGUGUCUGCUCCUACGAAACAGCUUGCGAAAAGGUUACAAACAAGAAGACGAUAAAACCUUUGGUUGCUGGUCUACAAAGAGAUAUUCAAAACUUGAUCAGUGAGGGUAUUGGUCUUACCUGGGAAUCUUACAAACUGGAUCCUUAUGUGCAAAAGUUUGCAGAUGCAAUCAUCAGCUUUCAAGAAAAGGUUGAUGAUUUGUUGAUCAAUGUUGAAAGAAUUGAAGGAGAAGUUAAAUCGUUAGCAUCAUGUAGUUAUGAUUCUGAAACCUUCCAUCAAGUUUUAGCAAGUAUUCAGAAAUCAGUUGAUGAAAUGAAUCUGUAUUCCUAUACAAAUUUGGCAUCGUGGGUCGCUAGCUUAGACAAAAGUGUCGAAGAGAAACUUUCCGUUCGAUUACAAGCUGGAUUAAUUACAUGGACUGAAUACCUCCAAGAUUACAAUGCCGAUGGCAGAAAAAUGGAAUUUGAUUCCGACACAAACCCCAUGGUCUCGCAUAAACCUGGUGGAGAUCCUGAAAUAAAGAUUCUUCGUCAUGAAGUACGAAUCACGAAUCAAAUCUUGUAUCUCUAUCCUCCUGUGGAAGCUGUUAGAAGUCAUCUUCUUGAGCAACUUCAUACAUGGUUGGGUGUCAUUCUCAAGUUACCCAGAAUUCAGAGUUCCCGAUAUCAGGUUGGCCUUGAUUCAGAUGAUUUGGAAUCCCACUCAAGCUAUCGUAAUCUUCUCACAAUACUUCCGGAUGGUCCCGAAGUCCUAGAGAGAGCUUACGAGGCUGUCGAGAAGAAAGUUGGAGAGGUUGAAAAAUAUGUUCAGGUGUGGUUACGUUAUCAAUCCUUGUGGGACAUGGAAACUGGUCUCAUUUAUAGCAAACUUGAUAAUAGUCUCGAGAGAUGGAUCAUUCUACUGAGGAAUAUCAGAAAGUCCCGUGUUACGUUUGAUACACAAGAAACAAGAAAGGAAUUUGGACCUAUUGUUAUUGACUUCCAACAGGUUCAAUCUAAAGUAAAUCUUAAGUAUGACAGUUGGCACAAAGAAUUGCUGAGCAAGUUUGGAUCCAUGCUUGGCACGAAUAUGAAUGAUUUUUAUGGAACAAUUACCAAGAGUCGUACAGAUUUGGAACAACAUUCUGUUGAAGUAUCAUCAACAUCAGAUUCCGUCAGCUUUAUUACUUUUGUUCAAUCUUUAAAACGUAAACUGAAAAAGUGGGAAAAAGUUAUGGAGGUUUACAAAAACGGUCAGCUCAUUCUGGAAAGGCAAAGAUUCCAGUUUCCAUCACAAUGGUUGUACUACGACAACGUAGAGGGCGAAUGGGGAGCAUUCAAUGAUAUCUUGAAUCGUAAAGAUAUAUCUAUUCAAAAAGAGGUGUCAAUGUUGCAAGUGAAGAUCAUUGCUGAAGAUCAAGCUGUUGAAGAAAGAACAACAGAAUUCCUGAAUGACUGGGAUAAAGGCAAACCUAUUGAAGGUAGUACUCGACCGGAUGCUGCUCUCAAAUCUCUUGCUGUUUACGAAGGAAAGCUCAAUCGAUUGAAAGAUGAUAGAAGUAAUGUUGCAAAAGCUAAGGAAGCCUUAGAGUUAAUGGAACAAGGUGUUACAAUGAUCAGCGAUGAUCGUGUCCAGGUUUCAUUGGAAGAGUUGCAAGAUCUUAAAGGAGUUUGGAACGAGUUGUUGAAGAUUUGGGAGAAGAUUGAUGAAAUGAAAGAGCAACCUUGGUUGUCAGUACAACCGCGCAAGCUACGUCAAUCUCUUGAUGCUUUGUUGAAUCAACUAAAGAAUUUCCCUAGUCUUAAACAGUAUUCAUCUUAUGAAUACGUACAGAAACUACUCAAAGGUUACAUGAAGGCAAAUGUUCACAUUGUUGAGUUAAAAUCCGAAGCUCUCAAGGAACGUCAUUGGAAACAUUUGAUGAAACAACUUCGUGUAAAAUGGAUUAUCAAUGAUCUAACUCUUGGUGCUGUUUGGGAUGUUGAUCUCCUUAAGAAUGAAGCUCUACUUAGAGAUGUUAUGUUAGUUGCUCAAGGAGAGAUGGCUUUGGAAGAAUUUCUUAAACAGGUACGCGAUGUGUGGCAAACGUUUGAAUUGGAAUUGAUCAACUAUCAGAACAAAUGUCGAGUUAUUCGUGGCUGGGAUGAUCUCUUUACAAAAGUAAAAGAACAUUUAAACAGCGUCACCGCAAUGAAGUUAUCGCCUUAUUAUAAGGUAUUUGAAGAAGACGCUUUGCAAUGGGAGGAGAAACUGAAUCGUAUUCAUGAUACGUUCGAUGUAUGGAUUGAUGUUCAACGUCGUUGGGUCUAUCUUGAUGGUAUUUUUAGUGGAAGUGCUGAUAUCAAGACAUUGUUACCUGUAGAGACACAGAGAUUUUCAAGUAUUAGUACGGAAUUUUUGACGUUGAUGAAGAAAGUAUCAAAAUCGCCCUUGGUUAUGGAUGUUGUAAAUAUCCAAGGAGUACAGCGUCAGUUGGAACGACUUGCUGAUCUUUUAGGAAAGAUUCAAAAAGCUUUGGGUGAAUAUUUAGAACGUGAACGAGCCUCCUUUCCAAGGUUUUAUUUCGUUGGUGAUGAAGAUCUUUUGGAGAUUAUCGGCAACAGCAAAAGUAUUCCCAAACUUCAGAAACAUUUCAAGAAGAUGUUUGCAGGCGUCACAAGUAUCAUCCUUAAUGAAGAAGAUCAAAUCAUAUCAGGAAUUUCAUCGAAAGAAGGCGAAGAAGUUUCAUUUAAAACACCCGUCUCGUUGAAAGAACAUCCUAAAGUGAACGAAUGGUUGACGUGUGUCGAGAAAGAAAUGAGAGUUACCUUGGCCAGUCUUUUGGCUGAAGCAAUGAAAGAUGUCAGUCAAUUUCAAUCUGAAAAUAUUGACGCUCAAAAAUAUCUUGAAUGGGUUGACAAAUACCAGGCUCAACUGGUUGUUCUUGCAUGUCAAGUAUCUUGGUCCCAGUACACAGAAGCUGCGCUUCAGAAGGGUGAUGUCGCCGCUGUACAGCAAGUAUUGAGGAUUGUUGAGGCGUCAUUGAAUGUCCUAGCUGACUCUGUACUUCACGAACAGCCAGCUGUAAGAAGGCGUAAAUUAGAACAUUUGAUUACUGAACUUGUCCACCAACGUGACGUCACACGUAAUCUGAUCAACAAUAAAACUCUGGGAGCGAAAGCAUUUGAUUGGUUGAAAGAGAUGAGAUUUUACUUUGAUCCAAAUCAAAAAGAUGUACUAAAACAACUUUCGAUUCAAAUGGCCAAUGCUAAAUUCAAUUAUGGUUUUGAGUAUCUUGGUGUUCAAGAUAAACUUGUACAGACCCCCCUGACUGAUCGUUGUUAUCUAACCAUGACUCAAGCUUUAGAAGGACGCCUUGGUGGAUCGCCAUUUGGACCUGCUGGUACUGGAAAGACAGAGUCUGUCAAAGCCCUUGGUCAUCAACUGGGAAGAUUUGUUCUUGUGUUCAACUGCGAUGAAACUUUCGACUUUCAGGCAAUGGGUCGUAUAUUUGUUGGUCUCUGUCAAGUUGGUGCAUGGGGCUGUUUUGAUGAAUUUAAUCGUCUGGAAGAAAGAAUGUUGUCGGCUGUCUCGCAGCAAAUUCAAACAAUACAAGAAGCUUUAAAAGAGCACAGUAACAGUGAUGAUUCUCAUAUUUCUAUUGAAUUGGUGAGCAAACAAGUGAAAGUGAGUCGUGAUAUGGCCAUCUUUGUGACAAUGAAUCCAGGUUAUGCAGGACGAUCUAAUCUACCUGAUAACUUGAAGAAAUUAUUCCGUAGUCUGGCAAUGACUAGUCCUGACAGGCAGCUUAUUGCACAAGUUAUGCUUUAUUCACAAGGAUUUAGGAUGGCUGAAAAAUUGGCUAGCAAGAUUGUACCGUUCUUCAAGCUUUGUUUGGAGCAACUUUCAAAUCAAUCUCAUUACGAUUUUGGUCUUCGUGCGUUGAAGAGUGUAUUGAUCAGUGCCGGUAAUGUGAAACGAGACAAAAUAUCAAAAGUUAAAGAAGAACUUAAGGCCAAAGGUGAAGCUGUUGAUGAAGCUUCAAUAUCCGAAGGAUUAGAUGAACAGCAGAUCCUUAUUCAAAGUGUUUUUGAAACUGUGGUUCCCAAAUUGGUUGCUGAAGACAUUCCUUUGUUGCAUAGUUUGUUGUCUGAUGUCUUCCCUGGAGUUAAGUAUAUGGGCGUUGAAAUGACUAAUUUGAAAGAAGAAAUUAAGAAAGUUUGUGCUGAAAUGUUUCUCACUUUUGGUGACGGUGAGGAUGAAGGAACCGCAUGGGUGGAUAAGAUACUACAGUUAUAUCAGAUAAGUUUGAUUCACCAUGGUUUAAUGAUGGUUGGGCCAAGUGGUAGUGGGAAGAGUACGGCAUGGCGAGUUCUUCUUAAAGCUUUAGAAAGAUUGGAAGGUGUUGAAGGUGUUGCCCAUGUCAUUGAUCCCAAGGCCAUGUCUAAAGAUGAACUUUAUGGUACACUUGAUCCCAACACUCGAGAAUGGAGUGAUGGCUUAUUCACACAUCUGUUAAGAAAGAUCAUAGAUAAUGUUCGUGGUGAAUUGAGCAAACGUCAGUGGAUCAUAUUUGAUGGCGAUGUUGACCCUGAAUGGGUGGAAAAUCUAAACAGUGUUCUUGAUGACAAUAAACGUUUAACUCUGCCUAACGGUGAAAGAUUGGGAAUUCCACGGAAUGUACGUAUAAUGUUUGAAGUGCAAGACUUGCGUUACGCUACAUUGGCAACUGUCAGUCGAUGUGGAAUGGUGUGGUUUAGUGAAGAUAUUGUAUCAACAGAAAUGAUUUUUGAUAAUUUCCUGAGUGAGUUGAAGGCCAAGCCAAUAGAGGAGAUCGAAGAGGACAUCACUUUGAGAAAACAGAGCAGAAAAACCGAAGAAAACGUGUUGUCUCCAGCUAUGCAGGUUCAAAAUGAUGCCGUGAAUAUCGUCUCUGAAUUCUUUACGUCUGGUGGUUUGGUGAUGAAAUGUUUGGAAUUUGCAAUAAACCAAGAACAUAUAAUGGACUUCACUCGAUUGAGGGCCUUGGGUUCGUUAUUCUCGAUGUUUAAACAAGCUGUUCGCAAUGUAAUUGCGUAUAAUCAACAACACUCUGAUUUCCCAAUGGAGCGUGAUCAACUAGAAAAAUAUCUACCUCGCUAUCUAGUUUACAGUUUAUUGUGGUCUUUUUCUGGUGAUUCCAAAAUGAAGUAUCGAGAAGAACUUGGUAAAAUGCUGCAAAAGAUAACUACGAUACCGCUUCCAAACACAUCCGUCAUGCCUCUUAUUGAUUACGAAGUGACCAUUCAAGGUGAGUGGGUUCCUUGGCAAGGUAAAGUUCCCAAUGUUGAAAUUGAGACUCACAAAGUGGGCUCCGAUGUUGUCAUUCCGACUGUGGAUACUGUCCGUCAUGAAGUAUUGCUGUACACGUGGCUAGCUGAACACAAACCGCUAGUCCUUUGUGGGCCUCCUGGAAGUGAAACAAUGACAUUGUUCUGUUCACUUCGAUCUUUGCCUGAUAUGGAGGUUGUUGGUCUAAAUUUUUCGAGUGCUACAACACCCGAAUUGCUACUCAAGACUUUUGAUCACUACUGUGAAUACAGACGAACUCCAAAUGGAGUUGUGAUGGCGCCCGUACAACUUGGAAAAUGGCUAGUUCUGUUUUGUGAUGAAAUCAACUUACCUGACAUGGAUAAUUAUGGUACCCAGAGAGUUAUUUCAUUCUUGCGUCAAAUGGUUGAGCACAAUGGUUUCUAUCGCUCAUCUGAUCAAUCUUGGGUGAGGUUAGAAAGAAUUCAGUUUGUUGGAGCAUGUAAUCCUCCUACGGAUCCAGGAAGAAAGCCACUCACACACAGAUUUUUACGUCACGUGCCUGUUGUGUAUGUCGACUAUCCUGGUGCAGUUUCUUUAACGCAGAUAUACGGAACCUUUAAUCGAGCCAUGUUGAGGUUGAUCCCCUCACUAAGAAGCUCUGCUCAACAGUUGACUGAUGCCAUGGUGGAGUUUUAUACAAUGUCUCAGGAACGUUUCACUCAAGAUAUGCAACCUCACUAUAUCUACAGUCCUCGUGAAAUGACUCGUUGGGUACGUGGUAUUGUCGAAGCAUUAAGACCGCUGGAAACUUUGUCAGUGGAAGGAUUGGUGAGAUUGUGGGCUCAUGAAGCGUUGCGUCUUUUCCAAGACAGACUGGUGACUGACGAUGAACGUAAAUGGACAGAGGAAAACAUUAAUUCUGUCGCCAAGAAACAUUUUCCUGCCAUCGACCAUGAAAAUGCUCUCAAGAGACCAAUAUUGUACAGCAAUUGGUUGACAAAGACUACCCCUGUUGAUCAAGAAGAAUUGAGAGAUUUCGUUAAAGCUCGUUUGAAGGUUUUCUAUGAAGAAGAGUUAGAUGUUCCUUUGGUGUUAUUUAAUGAAGUUCUUGAUCAUGUUUUGAGAAUCGACAGAAUUUUCAAGCAACCUCAAGGUCAUCUGCUGUUGAUUGGUGUCAGCGGAGCAGGAAAAACAACACUUUCUCGGUUUGUCGCUUGGAUGAAUGGCUUGAGUGUAUUCCAGAUAAAGAUUCACCGUAAAUACACGUAUGUUGAAUUUGAUGAAGAUUUCGAAAUGCUGCGCCGCUCUGGUUGUAAAAUGAAAAAUCGUUUCAUAUUGGACGAAUCUAACAUGCUAGAGUCCAGUUUUCUGGAAAGAAUGAAUACUUUAUUGGCCAAUGGAGAAGUACCUGGGUUGUUUGAAGGGGAUGAGUAUACAACGUUAAUGACACAAUGCAAAGAAGGAUCACAACGAGAUGGUCUAAUGUUGGACUCAAGUGAAGAGUUAUACAAAUGGUUUACUGAGCAGGUAAUAAGAAAUCUUCACGGUUUUACAAUGAAUCCAUCUUCUGAAGGACUGAAAGACAGAGCCGCCACUUCACCUGCAUUGUUUAACAGAUGCGUAUUGAAUUGGUUUGGUGAUUGGUCGACUGGUGCACUCUAUCAAGUUGGUAAAGAAUUUACGAGCAAGAUUGAUUUAGACAAUUCAUUGUAUCGUGCUCCAGACUACAUUCCUGUUGUUUAUGAAGGAUUAUCGAUCCCACCUACUCACCGUGAGGCAGUUAUCAACGCUUUUGUAUUUGUACAUCAAACUUUACAUCAAGCAAAUGCUCGUCUUGCUAAACGCGGAGGACGUUGUAUGGCAAUAACUCCUAGACAUUACCUGGAUUUUAUAAAUCACUACGUAAGUAAACUGUACAACGAGAAACGAUCAGAUUUGGAAGAGCAACAACUUCAUUUAAAUGUUGGUUACAAAAUAAAAGAAACUGUUGAGCAGGUCGAAGAACUUCAAAAAAGCUUAUCUAUGAAGAGUCAAGAAUUGGAAGCAAAGAAUGCAUUAGCUAAUCAAAAACUGAAACAGAUGUUAAAAGAUCAACAGGAGGCAGAGAAAAAAAGAGUGACUUCGACAGAACUUCAGGCGGCUAUUGCGCAACAAACAGUGAAGAUUAAAGAAAAGAAAGCACUUGUUAUGGACGAUUUAGCGCAGGUUGAGCCUGCAGUACAAGACGCUAAACAAGCCGUAAAAUCAAUUAAAAAGCAACAUUUGGUUGAAGUGCGUUCAAUGGCCAAUCCACCUCAAGCAGUUAAAGUUGCUUUAGAGUCUAUAUGUUUACUACUGGGUGAACAGGCAGCUGAUUGGAGGGCCAUUCGCAGUAUCAUCAUGAGAGAUAAUUUUAUUCCAACCAUUGUUACUUUCCAAACAGAAAAUAUCAGUGAAGAAGUUCGCGCUCAAAUGUUGAACAAGUACAUGUCUCAGCCAGACUACAACUUUGAUAAAGUCAAUCGUGCAAGUCAAGCUUGUGGUCCGUUAGUGAAAUGGGCCAUUGCACAGGUGAAAUAUGCUGAUAUGUUGUUGAAAAUAGAACCUUUACGCUAUGAACUAAAGAGUUUAGAAACUGAAGCAAGUGCUGCUGAAGCUAAGGCUGCUGAAAUUGCUAAAGUUAUUACUGGUCUGGAGAAAAGCAUAGCGCAAUACAAAGAAGAAUAUGCUGCCUUGAUUAGUGAAGCACAAGCGAUAAAGACCGAGAUGACGGCUGUUGAAGCAAAAGUAAACAGAAGCGUGGCAUUAUUAAGGAGUUUGUCUGAUGAACGCAGUCGUUGGCAAGACACAAGCAACGCUUUUCAAGCUCAAAUGGGAACCAUUGUCGGUGAUGUAAUGCUAUCGUCAGCAUUUUUGGCUUAUGCAGGAUAUUUCGAUCAGCAGCUUCGUCAAAAUUUGUUCACAACUUGGAGUCACCAUCUUCAACAAGCUGGUUUGGAGUUUCGCCAUGAUCUUGCUAGGACUGAGUACCUGUCAACUGCUGAUGAUCGACUAGCAUGGCAAGCUAAUUCACUUCCUACUGAUGAUCUUUGCACUGAAAAUGCCAUCAUGUUAAAGCGAUUCAAUAGAUAUCCCUUGAUUAUUGAUCCAUCGGGUCAAGCCACUGAAUUUAUCAUGAAUGAAUACAAGGGACGUAGAAUUACAAAAACAAGUUUCCUUGAUGAUGCCUUCCGCAAGAAUCUUGAAAGUGCAUUACGAUUUGGAAAUCCACUUUUAGUACAGGACGUUGAAAACUAUGAUCCAAUUGUUAAUCCAGUGUUAAAUCGUGAGGUCAGACGGACUGGUGGUCGUGUCUUGAUAACGUUGGGUGAUCAAGAUAUUGAUUUGUCUCCUUCGUUUACAAUAUUUAUGUCAACAAGAGAUCCGACUGUUGAAUUCCCUCCAGAUUUAUGUUCACGAGUCACAUUUGUUAACUUCACCGUAACACGAAGCAGUUUACAAGCGCAGUGUUUGAACUACGCUCUUAAAGCAGAAAGACCAGAUGUUGAUACUAAGCGUUCAGAUUUGCUUAAACUUCAAGGAGAAUUUCAUCUCCGCUUAAGGCAUCUAGAGAAGUCGUUACUGCAAGCUCUUAAUGAUGUGAAAGGAAGAAUUCUUGAUGAUGAUAGUAUAAUUGGAACUCUGGAGAAACUGAAAAAGGAAGCUGCUGACAUCACUAAGAAAGUUGAAGAAACUGAUGUAGUUAUGGCAGAAGUUGAGGCCGUCACUGACCAGUACAGACCAUUGGCUCAAUCCUGCAGUAGUAUAUAUUUUACGAUGGAAUCGCUUAAUCUUGUCCAUUUCUUGUAUCAAUAUUCUCUGCAUUUCUUUUUGGAUAUGUAUCUAAGUGUUUUACAUGGAAAUCAAAACUUGAACAAUCUUAAAGACAGUACGUGCCGGUUAAAUGUCAUUACCACAGAUGUAUUUCAGAUUGUUUAUAACCGUGUUUCGCGUGGUAUGCUUCACGAUGAUCGUCUUUCUUUUUCCUUGUUACUUUGUCGUAUAUAUCUUCGUGGUCUGCCAGGAGAGCGCGAAUACGAAGAAGAAUUCUCUCAUUUCCUUGUUGGUCGCGAUGCUAUACUGGGCAAAAAAUCUACAUCUUUUGAAGGUUUAUCACCAGAGCAGAGCCAAGCGAUGCGUCAUUUGGCACAGUUAAUAGCUUUCAAUAAUCUCUCGGGAUACGUCCAGUCUCAUCGGGAUUUCUUUGAUUGGCUGACUUGUCUUAAUCCGGAAAACAAUGUUCCUGUUUGUUGGCAAUCAAGUGUUGAACUUUCUGCCGUUGGAAUCUGUGUGUAUCAGCUUUUAGUAAUUCAGGCAUUCAGACCAGACAGAGUUUUGGCGAUGGUUCAUAAAGUUGUGGAGACAGUCUUCGGACAAGCUUUUAUGCGAACUUCAGAACAGGAACUCAAUCUCUCCAUGAUUGUCGACAAAGAGAUCAAAUCCAACACACCAAUAUUGAUGUGUUCUGUUUCUGGUCAUGAUGCAAGUGGUCGUGUUGAUGAUCUUGUUGCCCAACAAAAUAAACAAUGCACUGCAAUAGCCAUUGGUUCUGCAGAAGGAUUUAAUCUUGCUGAGAAAGCUGUCAACUCUGCUGUAAAAUCUGGAAGAUGGGUUUUGUUGAAAAAUGUUCAUUUGGCUCCACAAUGGUUGGUAACAUUGGAAAAGAAACUACACACUUUGAAUCCUCAUGCAAAUUUCCGUCUUUUCCUUACUAUGGAAAUUAAUCCUAAGGUUCCUGUGAAUUUAUUGCGAGCUUCCCGUGUUUUUGUAUUCGAACCUCCUCCUGGCAUAAAAGCAAACCUUUUCCGAACUUUCAGUACUAUUCCUGUAUCGCGCAUGUGCAAGGCGCCAACCGAACGAACACGUUUGUAUUUUCUGUUGGCAUGGUUACAUGCUAUUGUACAAGAACGUUUACGUUAUGCUCCACUGGGUUGGUCCAAGCAUUAUGAGUUCAGUGAGUCUGACCUUAGAGUUGCCUGUGAUACCAUUGACACGUGGCUUGAUAAUUCAUCGCAAGGUCGGACAAAUAUAUCUCCUGACAAAGUACCAUGGGAUGCAUUGAGGACACUUCUUACUCAGGCCAUAUAUGGAGGGCGCAUCGAUAACGAAUUUGAUCAGCGUUUGCUUUCUUCUUUUGUUAAUCGAUUGUUCACGGUCAGUAGUUUUGAAUCAGAUUUUCCAUUGGUAUUGGAUGCUGAUGGUGUUAAAGGCAAAAAUGUGAACAUGCCAGAUGGAAUACGACGCGAACAGUUUGUACAAUGGACAGAAAAAUUACCAGACUCUCAAUCGCCAUCCUGGCUUGGAUUACCAAACAAUGCUGAAAAAUUAUUGCUAACUGUUCAAGGUCAGGCCCUUACCACCAAACUUCUGAAGAUGCAAAAUAUAGACGAUGAAGAAGAAUUAGCUUACUCUCCGGGAUUAGACAAAAACCAGUCUCUGAUCUCUAAUGAUACUCGUCCAGCAUGGAUGAGAUCGUUACAUAGCACAGCCACUAAUUGGUUGGCAAUGGUACCGGAGGAACUUGUUGCCUUGAAACGAACCAAUGAAAACAUCAAAGAUCCUUUAUUCCGAUUCUUUGAACGCGAGGUAAAUGUUGGAAUAGGAUUGCUUACAACGGUCCGUAGUGAUCUACAAAAUGUUAUUGGUGUUUGUGAGCAAGUAAAAAAGCCAACAAAUUAUCUAAGGAAUGUUAUAAGUGAUUUGAUGAAAGCUAUUCUUCCCAAGAAUUGGCGUCGUUAUACAGUUCCAUCAAGUCUUACUGUCAUUCAGUGGAUUGCUGAUUUCAGUGACCGUAUACAACAACUUCAACAAAUUUCUACCGUUUCACACAGUGGAUCUAAUAAAGGACUGAAGAACCUGCGUGUUCAUCUUGGAUGGUUGUUUGUCCCUGAAGCCUAUAUAACAGCAACCAGACAAUAUGUUGCUCAAGCUAAUAACUGGUCUUUGGAAGAGCUUUCCUCCCUCUUAUAUAUAUUUAUCUUUAGUAAUUGA
Molecule: messenger RNA, 13673 nt
Organism: Xenia sp. Carnegie-2017
Lineage: Eukaryota; Metazoa; Cnidaria; Anthozoa; Malacalcyonacea; Xeniidae
Product: cytoplasmic dynein 1 heavy chain 1-like
Biological process (GO): microtubule-based movement
Cellular component (GO): dynein complex
Molecular function (GO): ATP hydrolysis activity; dynein light intermediate chain binding; minus-end-directed microtubule motor activity
Source: RefSeq, a predicted model, not a curated record